AGUCCGAAAUGAUGUUUCUUGACAAAUAAAACCAAAACACGUAUUUUCAAGUCAAUUACAAAGUAAAAUUAAAAGUUUGCAAGAGCCUGCGUUGUUUGAUACAGCAAGAAGAAAUAUCCGAAUAUCUCCUGCACAGCAAGUUAUCAAUUGAGUGAAGCAGAAUCCAAAUCCAAUGGCAUCUCCACACCCAAAUUUGGAGCUUAGAGCAUUGGGUGACACUGGGUUGAAGCUGAGCUGUGUGGGUUUUGGAGCAUCUCCUCUGGGUAGAGUCUUUGGUCCUGUCUCUGAAGAUGAUGCCAUUGCCUCCGUCCGUGAAGCAUUCCGUCUCGGCAUCAAUUUUUUUGACACCUCCCCGUAUUAUGGAGGAACAUUGUCAGAGAAGAUGCUUGGUAAGGGACUCAAAGCCCUAGGAGUUCCCAGAGAUCAAUAUAUAGUGUCAACAAAAUGUGGGCGUUAUGUUGAGGGCUUUGAUUUUAGUGCUGAGAGAGUAACUAAGAGCAUUGAUGAGAGUUUGGCAAGGUUGCAGUUGGACUAUGUUGAUAUACUGCAAUGCCACGAUAUUGAGUUUGGUUCUCUUGACCAGAUUGUGAAUGAGACCAUUCCUGCCCUUCAGAAACUAAAGGAGGCUGGGAAGAUUCGUUUCAUUGGUAUAACUGGACUCCCAUUAGGAGUUUUUACUUAUGUGCUUGACCGAGUGCCGCCUGGAGCUGUUGAUGUGAUUCUAUCAUACUGCCACUACAGCAUUAAUGAUUCAACGUUGGAGGAUUUACUGCCUUACUUAAAGAGCAAAGGUGUAGGUAUAAUUAGUGCUUCACCACUUGCAAUGGGGCUCCUUACAGAGACUGGCCCUCCUGAAUGGCAUCCAGCUUCUCCUGAACUAAAGUCUGCAUGCCAAGCUGCUGCUGCACAUUGUAAAGAGAAGGGCAAGAACAUUUCUAAGUUGGCAAUGCAAUACAGUUUGUGGAACAAGGAUAUUGCUUCAGUGCUGGUUGGCAUGAAUUCUGUUAGCCAGGUUCAGGAGAAUGUUGCUGCUGCAACUGAACUUGCUACAUUUGGGAAGGAUCAAGAAACACUACCUGAGAUUGAAGCAAUUCUGAGCCCUGUGAAGAAUCAGACUUGGCCCAGUGGAAUUCAACAGAGUUGAUAUCCUUGCUUUCCGUGGUGCCCUUUCCCAAUUGUAUUACUCAAGCAAAUCUUUAUCUUCUAGGUGCAGGUGGGUGCCAUAUUGUUUGCAAAUCUUGAUCUUCUUUAAAGGAAUUAAUGUCAAGCCAGGUUUGCUGUAAAAGGGUUUACAAGGAAACUCAGUGACUAGGAGGCUCCAGCUAUUUAUGGAGGAAAGCAAUACUGGAGAAGAGAUUGCAGAUGAGGGAAGGAUAGGAUUGUUCAUAUACAAUAUGAUGCACGAGACUGUUUUGUUAGAACUCGGAGGCACACUGGUUUCCUUUAUUACUAAGGCACAUGUGAUUUGGUUUUUUUUUUUUUUUUGGAGAGCAAACAAAAUCUAAUGGAGGGAUAAAAAAAGUGUGAAAAAGGGAAUCAAAAUACAGUGGUGACUGUAAAACUUUAAGGGUAAUUGUAAUUUGCUCUUUUCUUAA
Messenger RNA from Ricinus communis (castor bean), 1595 nucleotides. RefSeq names its product L-galactose dehydrogenase. Lineage: Eukaryota; Viridiplantae; Streptophyta; Magnoliopsida; Malpighiales; Euphorbiaceae. The record is from RefSeq and is a predicted model, not a curated record. Gene Ontology annotation, molecular function: L-galactose dehydrogenase activity. The coding region runs from base 173 to 1144 and encodes 323 amino acids. The transcript has 7 exons. Gene Ontology annotation, biological process: L-ascorbic acid biosynthetic process. Gene Ontology annotation, cellular component: cytosol.